This is a messenger RNA of Pocillopora verrucosa, 1146 nucleotides long. Its product is annotated as ubiquitin carboxyl-terminal hydrolase isozyme L5. Gene Ontology annotation, cellular component: cytoplasm. Gene Ontology annotation, biological process: ubiquitin-dependent protein catabolic process; protein deubiquitination. Gene Ontology annotation, molecular function: cysteine-type deubiquitinase activity. NCBI's taxonomy places the organism in Eukaryota, Metazoa, Cnidaria, Anthozoa, Scleractinia, Pocilloporidae. The record is from RefSeq and is a predicted model, not a curated record.
AUUUCAAGAUGGCUUCUGGCGGAGGCGAAUGGUGUUUGAUUGAGAGCGAUCCUGGUGUAUUCACUGAAUUAAUUCGAGGUUUUGGAUGUUCUGGCAUUCAAGUGGAAGAGAUUUACAGCCUUGAUGAGGCAUCUCUCGAUGAGUUAAGACCAGUUCAUGGUUUAAUAUUUCUUUUCAAAUGGAAGCCUGGUGAAGAGCCUGCAGGGCCUAUUGUGCAUGAAAGUCGAUCUCUUGGCAUAUUCUUUGCAAAGCAAGUUAUCACAAAUGCCUGUGCAACACAAGCAAUUUUAAGUGUGCUUCUCAACUGCAAUCAUCCAGACAUGGAUCUUGGACCAACCCUGUCAAGCUUUAAAGAAUUUUCAGCAACAUUUGAUUCAUCAUUAAAGGGGCUCAGUCUCAGUAACUCUGAUGUUAUAAGACAAGUUCAUAAUGGUUUUGCCAGGCAACAGAUGUUUGAAUUUGAUGCCAAACUUCCUCCAAAAGACGACAAUGUAUAUCACUUUGUUGCAUAUGUUCCAAUUCUUGGUAAACUUUAUGAGCUGGAUGGCUUAAGAGAUGGGCCUAUUGACCUUGGACCAUGUACUCCUGAAAACUGGCUCGCCACAUGCAAACCAAUCAUUGAAACAAGAAUGCAGAAAUACUCAGCAGAGGAAAUUCACUUCAAUCUCAUGGCAAUUGUUUCAUCAAGGAAAGCUCUUCACCUUAAAGACAUUGACAGACUAAACCAGAGGAAGCAACAUAUUCUGGAUCAGCUGGAAGAAUUAAAAAGCCGGACUUCAGCUGAGGGAGGGGAGGGAAUGGAGACAGACCAGAUGGCAACAUCGGUCAAUGAUUGUCAGGCUAUUUUAAAGAAUAUCGAUGGUGAACUUUCUCGGCUACAGACACUUAUUGCUGGAGAAGAUGACAAAAUGUUGCGAUAUAAGGUUGAAAACAUAAGAAGAAAACACAACUAUCUACCACUGAUUAUGGAACUUCUAAAAGUUCUGGCCAAACAAGGAAACCUGGUGCCAUUGGUGGAGAAAGCAAAAGAGGAAGUACAGGCCAAGAAGGCAGAACAGGCUAAAUAAAGCAAUGAGAUGUUUCUUUUGUUUCAUAAGCAACAACUGUACAGCAGCAAUUUAUGAGUUAUUAAAAAGUUUCUGUAUA